Conger conger (European conger) is the source of this 3162-nucleotide messenger RNA. It is a transcript of the gene f2rl2, whose product is annotated as coagulation factor II (thrombin) receptor-like 2. The transcript is spliced from 2 exons. Lineage: Eukaryota; Metazoa; Chordata; Actinopteri; Anguilliformes; Congridae. The coding region runs from base 98 to 1222 and encodes 374 amino acids. The record is from RefSeq and is a predicted model, not a curated record. Gene Ontology annotation, molecular function: thrombin-activated receptor activity. Gene Ontology annotation, cellular component: membrane. Gene Ontology annotation, biological process: phospholipase C-activating G protein-coupled receptor signaling pathway; thrombin-activated receptor signaling pathway; blood coagulation.
CAACACAAUAAACCUCCACCCUGAGCUAUAGCCGUACGACAUCGUGACAACAUUAACAACUGCCGUUCUCAUCGCACAUCGCUCUCCGUAAGCUGGAAUGUGCGUGGAAGAAACCAUGCGAAAAGUCCUGCUAUUGGUGUUGAUUUCUCUAAUGCUCCUGGGCGUACCACUCCCAGCAGAAGGACAGAAGCCCACAAAAGGAAAAAGAAAUGCCUCAGAUACCCUUAAUCCCAGAACCUUCAAAGGGAGGAGGACUGAGCCGAACUCUACGGAGCUGAAUCUGACCGCUCUCCUGCCGGGGCUGGAGGUGACGGAGCACGUGACCGAAUUCACGCGUGGGGUCAUCAGCACACACCUGAUCCCCGCGGCCUACAUCAUCGCCAUCAUCAUCGGGAUCCCCGCCAACGGCAUCAUCCUGUGGACCGUGAGUGCCAAAACCAAGGCCUUCUCCACGGCCGUCCUGUACUGCAGCCUGGCGGUGUCGGACCUGCUCUUCCUCCUCACCCUCGUCUUCAAGGUGCACUACCACCUCAACGGCAACGACUGGGUGUUCGGGGAGGCCGCCUGCCGUGUGGUGACCGCCUGUUUCUACGGCAACGCAUACUGCUCCAUCCACACGCUGAUGUGCAUCGCGAUCAAGCGCUACAUGGCCAUUGUGCACCCCUUCACCUAUAAGAGCCUUCCCAAGCACCCCUGCACCAUCUGCUGCAGCCUGGCAGUGUGGGCCAUCUUCAUCAUCGCCAUGGUGCCCGAGCUGCUGAUUAAACAGACCUACUCCCUCCUCCAGCCGAAGGUCACAACCUGCCACGAUGUCCUCCCCCUGGACAACCCAUCACACUCCUUCCUGAUCAACUACAAGAUGGCGCUGACGUUUCUGGGGUUCGCCCCGGCCUUUCUGGUCACCGUGUUCACCUACGGCUCGAUCCUCCGCGAGCUAGGCAGGUCGGACUCGGAUUGGCUGCACUACAUCAAGGCCAGCACCCUGGUGUUGGUCAUUUUCAGCGUCUGCUUCAUGCCGAGCAGCGUCAUCCACUUCGCUCACUACGUUCAGCUCUACAGCAGUGGUCAGGACCACUUCUACAUGUACUACAGCCUGGCCGUCUGUCUCUGCGGCCUACACAGCUGUCUGGACCCCUUCCUGUUUGCUCUCAUGUCCAAGACCACCAGGUCAAAGAGGACCUUCAUGAGCUACAGGGGGAAACAUAUCAGCAUUUCCACGUGAAUUUUAAACUUUCUGCAAGACAACUGCUGGACAGUGUCUCACAGGAAGGCCAGUACAAAAUGACAAAAUGGCAGACAUUGGUUGCCACUGGAAACAAUGAAAGGUGGUUCUCUACGAGCUCAGGGACUUCAUUGGAACACACUUUGACCUUGCUGUUACAAUGCACAUAUUACAAGACUUAGCAUCAUUUUUACUGUGAAAAACUACCUUUUCCACAACGCACCAUAGUGCAGAGUCAUCGAGGGGUCACUGGUACUUUCAUGUUGGAACAAAAACGUCUGAAAUUCCAGUCUUGUAGCAACACACUCUCAGUUCAAUUGUGAUAUGUAGCCUUGUAAUAAUUUAUGUCUGCCACAAAACUAUGGAGGUAUGUGUAUAUACAGAGUAAACGACUGUUACUUCAUCCAUAUAUUCUGUUCUUUCUGUGAUCAGAUCAAGCUGUGAGCUAUGGGUGGAGUUUCUCCUAGAACAUAUUUAUGUGGCAUUAGCGAUAUAUCAAUAUGAAUACACUGGGGAAUAUAAAGAGCUUGUGUCUAAAUCUAUUCCACAUGGCCCAGCCAGUUUUCAAUGUGCCAUAUAAUGAGAGAAAGAUUUAUUUACCCUGGAUAAGAUAUCAGGUUGUGCUGUGUGGCAGCUAAAAUGUGUACUGUAUGUGAAAACGUAAAUGGUAAAUGGUUGGCAUUUAUUUAGCGCCUUUAUCCAAAGCGCUGUACAAUUGAUGCUUCUCAUUCACCCAUUCAUACACACACUCACACACCAACGGCGAUUGGCUGCCGUGCAAGGCGCCGAUCAGCUCGUCAGGAGCAUUUGGGGGUUAGGUGUCUUGCUCAGGGACACUUCGACACAGCCCGGGCGGGGGAUUGAACCGGCAACCCUCCGACUGCCAGAUGACUGCUCUUACUGCCUGAGCCAUGUCGCCCCGUGAUCAGAUAGCUGGUUUGGCACUAAUAACACAAGACUAGCAAUGAACGGGAGGGUGUUUAUAUCAGAUUCAUUCCUGGGGCCUCACCUCACAGAUGAGUGCUUUGGCGUGCUGCAGCACGUCGUGGUAGUGUUUGGCUGUGCGGGGACACACUCCCUGUAGUUUCGCCGUGGGCAGCAGCAGCGCACACAGAGUCUUCUCUGGGUCUCCUGUGCUGAGCGCCUCGUUGAUCUCCGCUAUCGCCAGGAUUCCUGAGGACAAACAUUCAGCCGCUAAAGCUAAUUGACCACCUUAAUACAUAUGAGCCGCUAAAGCUAAAUCAACACCUUAAACAUCUCACUGUUUAAAAACAGGCUAUGUCUAUCAAAGAAGGUUUAGGCCUUUAACUCUUUUCUAUUUGGUGACCUUUUCUUGUUCUAAAAAUAAGUCAAUUUCAUAAGAAACAGCAGAGAAUGCUUGUGCAGGGUUUAUAUUGGGAAAGUUUUCCGCUUGCUGUGAAUCUGUAUGAAAGUGUAAUAAAGCACAUGGAGUGUAUUCUGCUCUAAAAGGCAUAUAUAACUGUGAUUAGAUGAUAAUCAGGCAUGCAAUCUCACCAUCAAUCUCAAGUGACUCUGACAUACCGAACCAGAAGGUCACAGUGUUAUUUUUUCUGUAGUGCCAUAGCACAGCCCAUGACUGUCUGUUAGGGGUGAACUAUUUAUAACAAAAAUAUUAAUAUUGUAAUAUGGUUGUGUGUAGCAGAUUGAGAUUAAUUUCCUCCAUUUAGCCAACAUUCAAAUUUAUUCAGAAUGAGUGCCAAAGAACUGAUGUGUCUCAAAGGAAAGUGUCUGAAGACCAUGAUGCUAAGGAUAUGCUAACCCUAUCAAUUUAUUCAGGCAAUAAUGAGUCAAAAUUUGGGCAACAGAACUUAGGCAACAUAUUAGGCGUUGGUAAAGCCUAUGACAAAGAAACAUGUAAAUAAGAACUGAAUUUUGUUUUGUCCGUAAAGUUUAAUAAAAUAAGGUUUAUUUGGAAAUUA